AUUCCAGAUUCUUCUCACUCCCUCUCUCUCUCAAAGCCCGCUUCCAAUUUUCCCUCUCUCAGUGUCUUUCCUUAUAAGCUCUCCUCCUUCGUCAGAACAGAGCAAAAUGUAUUUCCUUUGAGAGAGAGAGAGAGAGAGAGAAAUAGGAAGAGCUGGAGAGGGGGGGAUUCAUUCUUUGGGAUUCAUUACUUUUCUCUAAGAACGAGAUAGCUAGCAAGAAUAACAAUGGUUGCUGCUUCUCCUCGCCCAAAUGGUAGUGAAAAGAAGCACUGGUGGCUUACCAACAGAAAGAUGGUGGAUAAGUACAUUAAGGAUGCUCGCAAUCUCGUAGCGACCCAAGAACAGAGCGAAGUUGCUUCAGCACUGAGCCUUCUCGAAGCGGCUCUGGCCCUCUCGCCGCGGCUUGAGAAAGCCAUGGAGCUCAAAGCCAAGGCUCUGCUACAUCUGCGGCGGUUCAAGGACGUGACCGAUAUGCUCCAAGACUACAUUCCAAGCCUCAAAAUGGCAAACGAUGACUCUGGGUCUCUCUCAUCUGAGAACUCGUCCCAGCAGUUCUCGAGGGAGCGAGUCGAGCUCCUUGGGUCCGGUAACUUGUCAUCUGACUCGCUGGGUCGGGAUCCUAGUUUCAAGUGUUUCUCUGUCUCCGACUUGAAGAAGAAAGUCAUGGCAGGGCUAUACAAAAACUGCGACAAAGAUGGGCAAUGGAGGUACUUGGUUCUGGGGCAAGCUUGUUGCCAUCUGGGGCUAAUGGAGGAUGCCAUGGCUCUCCUUCAGACUGGGAAGCGCCUCGCCACCGCCGCAUUCCGCCGCGAGAGUAUAUGCUGGUCUGAUGACAGCUUCUCCGUCUCCUCAAUCGUCACAAUCUCCACCACAACCCCUCCCACCACACCACCCCGUGAUCCCACCGAUUUAGAGAGCGUAAACCAACUCAUCAGCCACAUAAAGCUGCUCCUCCGUCGCAAAACCGCUGCGCUCGCCGCCCUCGACGCCGGCCUAUACUCUGAGGCCAUCCGACACUUCAGCAAGAUUGUCGAUGGCCGCCGUGGCGCCCCGCAAGGCUUCUUGGCCGAGUGUUACAUGCACCGGGCCUCGGCCUAUCGAUCAGCUGGUCGAAUAGCCGAGUCCAUUGCUGAUUGCAACAAGACUUUGGCACUGGAUCCGACUUGCAUUCAGGCUCUCGAUACAAGAGCGUCUCUUUUGGAGUCGAUUCGGUGCUUGCCUGACUGUCUGCACGAUCUAGAGCAUCUGAAGCUUUUGUACAACUCCAUUCUGCGUGAUAGGAAGCUCCCUGGGCCAGUUUGGAAGCGACACAACGUAAGGUACAGGGAGAUUCCUGGGAAGCUCUGUGCGCUCACGACAAAGAUUCAACUCCUGAAGCAGAGGGUUGCUUCUGGUGAAACUGGGGACGUGGAUUACUACGCUUUGAUUGGGUUGAGACGUGGGUGUUCGAGGUCCGAGUUAGAGAGAGCGCAUUUGUUGCUGUGUUUGAAGCAUAAGCCGGAUAAGGCCAUCAACUUUAUUGACAAGUGUGAGCUUGCGGAUGAUCGCGAUCUUGAUUCGCUUAAAGACCGAGCGAGGAUGUCUGCUUUGUUGCUGUACAGAUUGCUCCAAAAGGGUUACUCGAGCGUAAUGGCUACGAUUAUGGACGAGGAAGCGGCCGAGAAGCAGAGAAAGAAAGCUGCUGCUGCAAUGCAAGCGGCACAAACCCAAGCAUUGAAAUUGGAAUCGGAAACCAAUUCCUCAUCUUCCAAGAAUUCAUCAGCCGAGGUUCCUGGUUCCAAUAAAAUGACGGCGUCGACAUCUUCGUCGAAUACGUCGGUUUUCCAAGGGGUGUUUUGCCGGGACCUUGCGGUGGUUGGGAGUCUGCUUUCACAAGUUGGGUUUAACCGUCAAAUCCCAUUGAAGUACGAGGCAUUGAGCUGCUGAUUGGAUUCAUUGGUGGGUGGGUUUAGAAAAUUCAAGCUCUAUGAGAUGUUACCUGCAGGGGAAUCUCUGGUUCAUUUUUCUCUAUUUGUACAAAAAGAUAAUUUUAGAACUGCCGGAAAAUUUUGUCACCCUUCUUUAAUUUCAUUAUCCACUACUACUAUUACUACG
Messenger RNA from Juglans regia (Persian walnut), 2094 nucleotides. RefSeq lists its product as uncharacterized. The transcript is spliced from 3 exons. The record is from RefSeq and is a predicted model, not a curated record. Gene Ontology annotation, molecular function: protein binding. The coding region runs from base 226 to 1926 and encodes 566 amino acids. Lineage: Eukaryota; Viridiplantae; Streptophyta; Magnoliopsida; Fagales; Juglandaceae.